AUGACGGCCGCCCUCGCUGCCUCUGUAGGCGUCGAUGCCAGCCAGCUGAAGCUUGCGCCGCUUUCGAACCAGGUGGCGGGCCAUCCGGCGGGCGUGCAGAGCCUCGAGGACGGCAAGCUGGUGGUCAAGGAGUGCCUGGCGCAGGAGCUCGACUUCUACCACGCCGUGGACCGGGCCGCUUCCGAAUCGGCGGGCUCUCCGAGCAAGCAGGAGCACCUGCUGACCAGGCUAAGCCACUUCAUGCCCGAGUUCCACGGCAGCUGGCACGACUACCUAGCCGCCCACCACGACGGCCCACCCGGCGCAAACCGAGAUGCCGCGGCCGAGCAGCGGCGGCCGCCCUCGCCCUCGCGCAUCGUCCUCGAGAACCUCACCUGCAGCUACGACAAGGCCAACGUCUGCGACAUCAAGCUCGGGACGCAGCUCUACGACGACGACGCCUCGGACGAGAAGCGACAACGCAUGCAGCUGGCCUCCCAGAACACCACCAGCGGCAUGUGUGGGCUGCGGCUGACGGGCUGGCAGGUGUGGGACAACCAGACGUCGACCUACCACACCGUCCCCAAGACGUUUGGCAAGACUGUGCAGGCGCCCGACCUCAUCCUGGGCGCCCGCAUGCUGCUGGCUUCACCAAAGGCCGGCGACGCCCAACGGGCCGAGUCGAUCCUGGCCGGAUCGAGCCGCGUACGCGUCCUGCCGCCACCCCCCGCCGACGGCGACGCCAUCGACGCCGCCUUGGUCAAGGACGAGUCCGGCCUCUACCUGCCGGAGUUGCCACCCGCCGCGAUGCGGACCCUCAUCGAACAGUCGAUCCUGCCGGCUCUGGAGCAGCUCGUCGACAUCUUCAGCCAGCUCGAGAUCCGCAUGCGCGGCGGCAGCCUGCUCCUCGUCUACGAGGGUUCCGCCGAGGGCCUCGAGCAGGGGCUGGGUCCGCAGCCAAGGACCAUCUCGACCGGCCGCCUGCCGCAGCGCGACGGAGCCAAGCGCCUCGUCGACCUCAGGGUCAUUGACUUUGCCCACGCCACGCUUGUCGAGGGCCAAGGGCCCGACGAAGGCGUGCUGCUCGGCAUCAGGACCACGCUGCAGCUUUUCAGGAGCGUCCUCGAGGACCUAGACGGUACCAGAUGA
Molecule: messenger RNA, 1128 nt
Organism: Pseudozyma flocculosa PF-1
Lineage: Eukaryota; Fungi; Basidiomycota; Ustilaginomycetes; Ustilaginales; Ustilaginaceae
Exons: 2
Coding region: 1-1128 (375 amino acids)
Biological process (GO): phosphatidylinositol phosphate biosynthetic process; inositol phosphate biosynthetic process
Cellular component (GO): cytoplasm; nucleus
Molecular function (GO): inositol-1,4,5,6-tetrakisphosphate 3-kinase activity; inositol hexakisphosphate kinase activity
Source: RefSeq, a predicted model, not a curated record